GUCUGGUUAUGCACUUUUGAAAGUUGAAAAGAACUACAUCUUUGAAUUUUUUUGUAUUUGCAUCAUCGUGAUGUUUUUGACCGCGUAUGGUGGCAACCGAUUGGAAACAGUUUUGACUUUAUAAACCAUAUUUGGACGGUUUAGUGAAGAUUUGAGAUGAUUUUGAAAUUUAAUGAGGCUAAACUUAAGGAAUAGAGCUAUUUUCUUGAAUUUCUACAUAAAAAAUAUUGUUAUAAGCUAAUUAUUUGAAACUGUCUAUAUAAAAUGUAAGUAGAGUUCCUAAAUCAUCACGUAAUGUAAAAUAACCCUGCACUUUUAUGGGUCUAAUUUUACAUAUAAGAAUAGCCUUAUUCUUUGUUUUGUUGAUUUGCUCCUUUGUUCUUCUCUCUCUGUCAACCUUUUCAAAUCUUCGAUGAUAUUGACUGCUCUUUCAUACAUAUUUUUUAUUUUAAACUUUUGGCUUGAUGUGCAGAAAUGUCUACAUUCGAAAAUACAACUGAUUCGACAUGCCGUAAACAAAAAGGCAAAAGUCAGUGCUCUGAAGAAAGAUGCGCCAAAGUAAAACAGCGACGCCGUGAAGUGUAUAGAGUUACGGCAGUUGAUGAAAGACAAAUAAACUUACUGCAACGACGAACGGCAUACCUUCAUUCUACAACAGAGUUGUUUGAGCAAAGAGCCGACGUAACCGUAGCCUCAUCUCCUCUCUUGGAAACAGCAAAUGUGUCCGUAGUGCAUGGUUCCGCUGCUGUUGAUAGUGACAGAAAUCUGGCUGGUCGUCCUAGCAUUUUUGAAAUUGGAUCAACAUCAGGAACAGCGACCAACCCGUAUAAUAUUAACUCGUGUGCUGUCACAAACAAAGGUCGUAAAUCUAGAGCAUUGCGUCACUGCAACAUUAAUGACUUGCCUAAUACCUCUUCCACCUUGAAAACUGUACCAAACUGUAAAUUUUGUAAAGCCAAAAGAUUUCAAUAGGAAUCACCAGGAUUUUGUUGUGACAAUGGGUCGGUGAAAUUGAUUCAUUAUGGGUUACCUGCUGAAUUAACAAAUCUUUAUUUAGGGAAUUCUGAGGAAUCUAAACAUUUUCGCACUUACGCCAGAAUGUACAACAAUAUGUUUGCAUUUACUUCUCUUGGAGUGAAUUAUGACAGAAAUUUAGCAAAAAGAAAUCGUGGUAUUUAUACAUUUAGAGUUCAACGGAAAAUGUAUCAUUUCAUCGAUGACUUGGUGCCCUCGAGUCGGUCAGCCAAAAAUAUUCAGCUAUAUUUCUAUGAUACAGAAAAUGAGCUAGCAAAUCGGAUGGCAUUCUCGGACCAGCUUAACGAAUCAGUUAUCAAAACUUUGAUGGACAUAUUAAAACUCAAUCCAUACUCUGUCUUUCUGAAAUCUUUUUAUCAAAAAAAAAAAUACAUAUCCCUGAAUUAUCGAACUUUUAUAUUGUGCUUAAGUGUGACUCUACUUUAGACCAACGGACUUAUAACUUACCAACAUCAUCAGAAGUAGCAGGAAUAUGGAUAGAAGAGGAAAGCAGUUCCAACGUGUCUUUACCACACAUUCGCAUUUACACCUAGAGUAGCAAGAGCCAAUUGGUCAAUUAUUAUUAUGGUUGUUAUGAUCCGUUGCAGUAUCCGUUACUGUUUCCUUAUGGCCAGAAUGGAUGGCAUUGUGGUAUUAAAAAGGUUAUUCAAACGAGUAAUACUGUUAGGCGUAGAAGUUACUACGAACAUGAGCAGCUCCCAAGUAUAGAGAACAUCUGCUCGGUUGAGAUGCUCCUUGACAUGGAAGCUCAAUUCUUGCAAAAAAAGAAAAGAAAAAGAAAUAAUGUGUCAUGCUGUGAAUACUACUGUUACAAAUUCCAAAUGAGAGACGACGAAGAAAAUGGAGUUUUACACGCUGGCAGAUUAUUCCAACAAUAUUCGGUUGACGAAUUGAUCAAGCCUGAGACUCAAAGGCUGAUGAUCCAAACAUCGAAAUUGAUGAGAUCAAAGAAUAUCAAUCUGCUAGAUGGGUUUCGGCACCAGAGGCAACUUGGCGUUUAAUUGGUUUUCCUCUUAGUGAGAUGACUCCAACUGUUUACAACCUUCAGCUACACCUUAAAGAAUUAAUCAGGAUGCCAAGAAUUUAAACUUACUUUACAAGGAAUUUCCACAAUAUUUUGUCUGGUCCAAACGAGAUAGAACGUGGAGCCGUCGAAAGCAAGGCACUGUUAUUGGACGUAUUGUGACGUCUCACCCAACAGAGGGAGAAAGAUAUUAUCUUAGAUUAUUAUUAAUGAAUAUAAAAGCACCGAAAUCAUACAAAGAUUUGAGAACUGUAAAUGGAGUUUGUUGUAUUACGUUUAGAGAGGCAGCAGAAAAAAGAGGAUUGUUACAAUGUGACAAUAACUUGAUAGAUUGUAUGUCCGAAGCUGUAAGAUAUCAAAUGCCUUACAGUUUGGGACGUUUGUUUGCUACGCUAUUGGUAUAUUGUAAUCCUGCUAACCCAAAAGAACUGUGGCACCAAUUUGAAGAUUCUAUGUG
Messenger RNA from Lycium ferocissimum, 2516 nucleotides. RefSeq lists its product as uncharacterized. NCBI's taxonomy places the organism in Eukaryota, Viridiplantae, Streptophyta, Magnoliopsida, Solanales, Solanaceae. Bases 475 to 972 code for a protein of 165 amino acids. The transcript has 6 exons. The record is from RefSeq and is a predicted model, not a curated record.